AUGGAACAAGAGCUUUAUUAUCUUAUAGCCAAGUUCCUAUCAGCAGGUCCUUGUAAAGCAUCUGCUCAAGCUUUGGAACAUGAACUUGAUCAACAACGACAACUUUUACCACAUACACUAACAUACGAUGGAUCUCAAGUACCACUAACCAUGGAUCGAUUGAAUAAGAAAUAUCCUGAUGCAAAGGGACAAUAUCUUUUAUCAUUGAUGGAACACCUUCUUCAACAUUACAAAAAAACAGUUGAUCCUCAGACAUUACGGGCAAAUGCUUUACGACAUGGUGAUGAAUCUCUUUUGACCAUGUUAUCUGCUUUUGUUCCUGGAAAACAAUAUGAAAAAUCAAACUAUUUGACAAUGACUCAACAAGAACUAGCUAACUUGUCAGUUCAUCGAAUGUUGAUCGCUCGUGAAAUGGGUGCUAAUAUUAUGCAAAAGAGUUGUACUCAAACAUUCUUAUCAACUUUUUACAAAGAGCGGGUUACUAUCAAUGGCCAUCGAUUUCCUGUUUUUUGUUUGGCUUUCGACAAAACAAAUAGACGAUUAUUCACGGGAAGCGAUGAUUACUUGGUUAAAGUUUGGUGUGUUAGAACUGGAUACUUGAUAUAUACCAUUCGUGGACAUUACAAUGUUAUUACUGAUAUUGCCAUCAAUGAAGAAAAUACUCUUAUAGCAACAGCUUCUUCAGAUGGUUACGUGCGUGUGUGGACAAUGGAUGGAUAUAAACAAGUAGCAUCUUUACGACCUAUAUCAGCCAAUGCAAAACCUUUUACAACUGUAAGAUUCUCCCCAUCACCAAGGUCAGAAACACGAUAUCUUAUGGCAACAAAUGAAGACGGUUAUGUUCGAUUAUGGAAAUGGAAUCGCGAUACCUUUCAAUUCAUGAAUCCUGAAUCACCAAUUACAUAUAGUUGCAAAUUUCGCGCAAGAGAUAAAUUACGGUGUUCUUCUUUCAAUUAUACUGGAACCAAGUUUACUGUGGCUGGUGAUGAUGGAUUUGUCUACGUAUUCUCAACAAUCAAGAACAAUCCUAUCGAUACUGGACGAUCGAGUACUAGAACUUCAAAUCAAGAUGGUCAAUCACGUAGACGACGAAGAGUAGCAAGUGCUCUUUUUCCAGAUAAGAGUGGACAAGAUCAACCACAACCUAUUGAACCUAUUGCUAUAUUGGAAGGACAUAUGGGAAGUGUCACUGAUUUGGCCUUUAGUCAUGAUGGUCAAAGGAUACUUAGUGGUUCGCAAGAUGGAACGGCUCGAAUUUGGUCAUACAAUAACGAAAAUGCUACUUGGACGUCAAUAAUUUUGGAUAUCAAAAAAACUCCGGACGUCCCCAUGGUGAAACCGUCAACAGCCUCAGAAACAGCGCAAAAAGCUAGCAAACGACUUGAAGAUUCAUCAAUAGGUCAACAAGAGACAUCUGAAUUUGGAACUCUCAUACCACCUCUCAGUCCAUCACCCUCUGAAUCGAUCUUGAACAACUCGAUUACCAACCAAAUUAUGCCUGUUUCAGUGGAUACACUAACAAAUCACAUCGAUUCAUAUCAGCCAAACAGUACGCCUGACCUAGUUACGACAAAUAUCAACAUUACUGCCAAUGCCGAACAUCAAGAUACUGAAGAAUCACCUAAGGUAUCAAUGAUUACUUGGACUGCUGAUGAUCGUCUAUGUAUUGUGGCAACCACUCAUGGUGAUAUCAAGGUUUAUUAUGCUUAUAACGGAGAACCUGCUUGUAUACUCAAAGGACAUAAGGGUGAAACAUAUGCUGUGGAUAGUCAUCCUCAAGAUCCCAAUACGAUUCUUUCCGCUGGUUACGAUGGCAAUGUUAUUUUGUGGGAUAUCAGACGACAAAAUGUGAUUACUUGGAGAAAUCAUCCUGGUAGAGUCUUUUUAGAUUGCAAGUUUUCCAAGGAUGGUAUGAAAUAUGCAAUUACUGAUGAUGAAGGCAACUGUACGUUAUUUGGUAUUAAUGGAUUAGACAAGGAUUAUGCUCAAACAAAGAACUGGACUCGUGGACAAUAUUUUUACAAUGAUUAUCUUCCUGUUCGAUAUCAAGAAGAUGGCACAUUCGUGGAUGAACAAACGAAUCUAUCGACACAUUUACUUCCACCUUCACCCAUCAUUGAUUUACAAGGCAUUGAAUACCCGCAUCAACCAAGACGAGGAUAUGGUCGUGAUAUUACAAUUCAAGCUCAAACAUUUGAAACGGAAAACUCUCAACGUUUGGUAUGUUACGACAAAGAAGAAAGGGAUAUUAGGACAGAAAUACCUCCUUCAUUACCUGUGAUGGAUCGCGCCCAAAUUGCAAAACGACGACGUGACUUUGUGAAGAAUGAGGAUGAUGAUGAAAACGAAACUGGUGGUGCUGGAUCAGCUUUGCCUCCAUUCCAAUUUCCUAUACCGGCGACUCAAGCAUAUCUACUUCCUGAUGAUUCUGAUGAUGAAGAUUACCGUGAAGAAGCAACUGGCGGACAAAUCUAUGGCAGUAGUGAAGAAGAUAGUGAAGAAGAAAAUGAGGAUGUUGGCUCUGACGAAUUUGAACAUGUACCAACUUCUACUGUGGAACCUUGGGACGAAGACGAAACUGAUGAUGGUCCUCCUGUGACUCGAAGUAGGGCCGGUAGACAGCGUCACUUUAGUUCAUCAGAAUUAUCAGACAAUGACCUUUUACCUAGUACAGAUGCACGACAAUCUACAAGAUCUUCUGCAAGAAUAUUACAACCAUCUUCAUCCAGUAGUACAUCCAAUAUUGUCGACAGAACUAGUGAAGAUCGGGCAACACGGGCGACUACUAGAAAAAGACGACGAGAAAUUCAAGUUCAAAGCGAUGAAGAAGAAGAUGCACCUUUACGACCGAGACGAAGAGUACGUAUGCGACCAAAAUCAUAUAUGGAAAGUGAUCUGGAUGAUGACUUUGAAGAACUUGAAGAUGAUAUGGUGAACAUUACUGAUUCCGGGGAUGAAGCACAACCAUCCUCAGUUGAAGCUGGUCCUUCAACAUCAAACAUUUCAACACGAAGUCGAAGAGGAACAAAGGCUCGAUCUACGGUGAUGGAUAGCGAAAGUGAUGACAGUAACAGUGAUAACGAUGAUGAUGAUGAUGAUGAUUUUGUGAAACUACCGAAACGAAAGAUAGGCAAACGACGACUCCAAGCAAGGAUAGCUGAAAGUGAUGAUGAUGUUGUCAUGCCAAUGAUGACAAGGGCUCACUCCUCUACAAUGUCAACAAGUUCCACUGGUGGUAAAAAACGGGCAACUACCAGCAAGACAUCGCAUAGACCAACACAUCAACGUGGUAUCAAUAUACUUCGAGAUUUGACAGAAGAGGAAAUCAAAUUAUAUGAACCUUCACCAUGGAUCAGUAUGACACAACGAUCAGUUGAAAAAUAUUUACCACAAAUGGGGGAUCGUGUGGCAUUACUUUUGGAAGGAUAUCAGCAAUACUGGGAACAAUCUGAAAUGGUGGAAUGUUUUGAUGAAAGACAUGGACCUCUUCAAAUCAAGCAAAAUGAACCUGUGAUAUUCGCUAUUAUAGAUGGUAUUUCUUGGCAUGUUGGACCUCCCUGCUUUUGUCGCCUCAAACUUACAAUACAAGAAUUGACCAAUAUACGGGCUGUUGCAACUGAACAAGCGGAUCCACAUUGGGUAUCUCCUUCGUCAUCAUCGUCAUCUCGAAAUGCUACUGGAAGACAUGGUAUAACUGGAAUGGAAGAAAUCAUUGUAGAAUAUUCUGAUGAAGAUGGAUGUCCUGAAUUUUUGGUUCUCUGGGAACGUUUUUUGGCUUCCAUGUCUAUCUUUUUUGGUCCUGUACAACCUGGCCAACGAGUAGAUGCUAUGUACGAUGUCGGCAAGUAUACUGGACAGAUAUCGACUAUCAACGACACCGGAAUGUACUGGCAACGAGCAAAAUCUCAAAGUCCUUGGGCUUGCUAUCAUAUUAUAUGGGACGAUGAUUCUUCACCUCCUGAAGACCUAAGUCCAUGGGAAAUUGUUCCUAUUGGUGAAGAUUUCUCGGAAUGGUAUGAUGUUGGAAGUAGAUUAACCGAUCAGCAAAUUCAUCGUGCUAGAAGUGUUUUGGAUUGGAUAUGUAACACCGACGACUUUCUUCUUUAUGUGCAUCAAGUUGAUUACUAUACUUAUUCGAAUUAUCUGUCGAAAAUUGCUUACCCAAUCUGUCUGGAAAUGGUCAAGGAUAGACUGAAUAAUGGGUUUUAUCGUCAUUUAGAAGCUAUAAUUGAUGAUGUCGAAUUGAUUCGAAAAAAUGCUCAAAAUUACAAUCAUCCAACCUCUUUGGCGUACAAAAAUGCUGCACGAAUGGCCAAUUUCUUUAGAACUCGAAUGCGAAAUCCACGAAUGCCAUUAUCAUUGGGACGAACGCGCAAAACACAAGAAGAAGAUGAUGAAUACAGCGACGCAAACAUGCAAGAAGAAGAUUCUGAAGAUAGUGGAUUGGAAAGCAAGGAAGCUGUUUUGAUGGAUGAAGUCUCGGAAGAAUCGGAUGCCUUUAUAAAUGACGAUGACGAUGAAGACGACGACUAA
Halteromyces radiatus is the source of this 4533-nucleotide messenger RNA. RefSeq lists its product as uncharacterized. Lineage: Eukaryota; Fungi; Mucoromycota; Mucoromycetes; Mucorales; Cunninghamellaceae. Gene Ontology annotation, cellular component: nucleus. Gene Ontology annotation, biological process: cytoskeleton organization; regulation of transcription by RNA polymerase II; regulation of cell shape. The record is from RefSeq and is a predicted model, not a curated record. Bases 1 to 4533 code for a protein of 1510 amino acids. Gene Ontology annotation, molecular function: protein binding. The transcript has 14 exons.